This is a messenger RNA of Pungitius pungitius (ninespine stickleback), 1451 nucleotides long. RefSeq names its product tubulin epsilon and delta complex 1 (gene tedc1). Lineage: Eukaryota; Metazoa; Chordata; Actinopteri; Perciformes; Gasterosteidae. The transcript has 8 exons. The coding region runs from base 164 to 1435 and encodes 423 amino acids. The record is from RefSeq and is a predicted model, not a curated record.
GGUCCUCGGACCCGGAAGCUAUUGCUUUGUGCGCCAAAUAUCAACAGCUCAACGUCGAAGCUGGGAGAAGUUUCUCGAGAAAAUGUUUACUGAAAAUCAGAAAAUAAAAGUGGCCCAGGUGAGGGAAUAGAACCUGCGAGGGUAUGUCUGCAUUGAGGCCGAGAUGCAGCGGAGUAAAGCUGCUGUGGCCGUGGAGGUGAAGCAGGUAAUCAGAGCUCUGUGUACACUGCUAGCGGCCAGCGGCUUGGAUCGUAUCCCCCCACCGGAGAACUUCAGACGAGCAAAAUUCGGCGGUGGACCCGAGGUGGAAGACCAGUUCUGGCAGCUCCUCGCCGAUAUCCUUCUGACAUCAGGCCUUGUUUCGUUAGAGGCUGGUGCACAAACAGACGGAGCACAGAACAGGAAGCUGGUGGCAGUAGGCCUCUGGCAGACUGGCUACCAUGCGGACUGGAUGUGUGGAAGCUGGGAGAGAGGAGAAGGAGGGGGAGGGGAGGAAGGAGGUAGACUCUCCAGUAGAGACCUUCUCCUGGCGCUGGGCUGGCUGCUCUCUACAGGAAAGCUGGAGGAGCUGCUCACCCGGCGAGUGCAGAAGCUGGACAAGACACUGCUCACACCUUCACCUAUGAACCCUCAGCUCAACAACAUGCUCUCAUCAGACUGUGGGUCCCUGAGGAGACUUCACUGGCUCAUUGGUCGCCUGAGAUACCAAGGAAGGACCCUGCUCUCCAUGCAAGAGGAGAGAACUCGCUUGCUCCAUGCUGUUUUAUUUGCCAGCAUUCCCACUUCUGUAUCCUCCUCGUCCUCCGAUCAAAGGUCAACUACGCUGAGGGAGGAGUGUGUGCGUGUGCAGCAGCUCUGUCACCUCCUAGAAGCAUAUCUGAACUGGAAACGGGUGGAGAAAGUGUUCUGGACUUGGAUGGACAGUGUGUUGGAUAACCAUCUGACGGAUCCUGUCGAGAAGCAUACACAUGAUGCAUCCAGUGGCAGCGCAGGGAUGUGUCACCACGGAAACCGGGGGCUAGGGAAGUUGGAUGAAAUGCUAAUGAGGCAGCCUACAGGGCAGAGGAGAGGCAGAGGGGAUGCGGAGGACAUAGGAGAGAGGUUGCAGUGUGGCUCGAAUACCUCUUGCCUUCCUCUGCCCUCUCUCCCCCACGCCUACCGAGCCAGGCUCCAGACCGGGAGGCCAGUCAAACACAGCGGCCACACAGCAGAGGGAACCCGCGGUGGAGCCCAGACUCUGGACGAGCUCCCAGCGUGGGAGGCUGUCCAGCUGCUUCUUCAGACAGAGGGCCUGCUGCUGGAGAGGAGGGACAAGCAGAGACAGGCCAAUAGGAUGCAGCUGCAGGAGAUGAUUGGCAGGCUGGACAAACUGGUGUUGAUACCACCUCAGACAUGUUUUAAUCCUCAAUCUGCUGAUUUAUUGAUUCAGAAAUAAACACAAACCUGGAUUU